AUGCUAAUAUUUGGCCUAGCCACUUCGUUAGAAGUUGGCAUAGCUGGUGCAGGCCCUCCGCCUGUAUUCAAUGUCCUAAACUUCGGAGCGAAGGGAGAUGGUUUUGCAGAUGACACACAGGCUUUUUCAAAAGCAUGGGCGGCCACAUGCUUGGCGACUACAGGACCACCAACAAUGUAUGUGCCUAAGGGCAGGACUUUUCUUGUGUCGCCCAUAACAUUCAAGGGUCCUUGUAGAUUCCAGAAAGUUUUAUUUCAGAUGGAAGGCACACUGAUAGCACCAAACGAUCCCAGGUGGUGGAAAGGAAUCGAUCCAUCUCGCUGGUUGCAGUUUCAGCAUGUUGGUACACUGAAUGUCUUUGGUGGAGGUAUAAUAAAUGGUCGAGGGCAAAAUUGGUGGAAACAAUCAUGCAGAGAUAACCCAAAACCGGGAUGCACUCAUAUUGCACCAACUGAGCUGGUUUUUAAGGAGAUUGACAAGCUCAUCCGCGAGAUAUUUUUUGUUUAUACUUGUAUUGCUGCCAAGAACCAACAAUAUCUAAAUGUGCACGUAACGAUGCAAACUGUUACUAUGGCAAUAACAUUUGAAGAUUGCAAUGACCUCUGGGUGAGGGAUCUGCAGUCUGUUGACAGUCCACAAGUACAUAUGCUCCUCUUUAACUGUCAACGAGCGACUCUUUCAAACCUCAAGAUGGUUGCUCCUGAACUUAGCCCCAACACUGAUGGUAUCCAUGUUCAAAAUUCACAACACAUAUAUAUCCAAAAUUCAACCAUGCAAACAGGUGAUGAUUGCAUAUCUAUUGGAGAUCUUGUUAACGAUGUUCAUAUAGACCAGAUUGUCUGUGGACCAGGACAUGGCAUUAGCAUUGGAAGCUUAGGAAGGUAUGGCAGUGCAGCUUCAGUUGAAGGUAUAACCGUUAGGUAUUCAAACUUUUAUGGGACAACAAAUGGAGUAAGAAUCAAGACAUGGCAGGGAGGAAAAGGGUUUGUAAGAGGAAUCAGGUUUGAGCAUUGCAACUUCACCAAAGUUGAUAAUCCUGUAAUCAUUGACCAGUAUUAUUGUGAUGCCCCUGGCAAUUGCCCACCUCAGAAUAUAAAUGCAGUUCAAAUCAGCAACGUAACAUAUGCAAAUUUGUAUGGAAGUUCAAGCACCCCAGUUGCAGUAAGUCUUAACUGUAGCCAGAGUGUACCGUGCACGUUGAUGGAGUUUGAUACUUUGAAUAUUUUCUCACCAAACAACGGGAAAGAGGUGAAGUUUUCUGCUUUUGCUUAUGCAAUGGAAUCUAGUGGAAAGUACUUCCAUUCAAAAACUCGUUACUUGUUGGCAUUUUAA
This is a messenger RNA of Asparagus officinalis (garden asparagus), 1332 nucleotides long. RefSeq names its product probable polygalacturonase At1g80170. Bases 1 to 1332 code for a protein of 443 amino acids. Lineage: Eukaryota; Viridiplantae; Streptophyta; Magnoliopsida; Asparagales; Asparagaceae. Gene Ontology annotation, biological process: carbohydrate metabolic process. The record is from RefSeq and is a predicted model, not a curated record. Gene Ontology annotation, molecular function: polygalacturonase activity. The transcript has 12 exons.